This is a messenger RNA of Funneliformis mosseae, 234 nucleotides long. The record is from the annotation of a GenBank genome assembly. Lineage: Eukaryota; Fungi; Glomeromycota; Glomeromycetes; Glomerales; Glomeraceae.
AUGAGCGAUUCAGAAUCACUUUCAAGUGAUAAUUCAGAUAAUGAAAAUUUUCUUAACGAUUUUAUCGAAAAUAUUCCAGAUGUAAAGGCUGUCUUUACGCAUAUUAAACUCUGGGCUCAUAAACAAGGAUUUUUUAUUCGCAAAGGAAGAAACGAAGAAAAUAGACAAUUGAAUGUCAUUGUGAAGAUGUUUAUGAUAACAAAUCAAGGAAAUCAUCAAAAUCUCAUCAAACAG